Molecule: messenger RNA, 8392 nt
Organism: Gavialis gangeticus (Gharial)
Lineage: Eukaryota; Metazoa; Chordata; Crocodylia; Gavialidae
Gene: ARMH4
Product: chromosome unknown C14orf37 homolog
Exons: 8
Coding region: 109-2403 (764 amino acids)
Source: RefSeq, a predicted model, not a curated record
UGCGGAUGCGGAUGCAGAUGCAGAUGCAGAUGCUGCCGGGCUGAAGCGCAGGACUUGCUUCCUGGAAUUGUUACCUCUGCAAGGCUCUGUGCCCAUCUUUGUUCCGAUAUGAGCAGAUCAAUCAGAUUUCAGGUUUGCUCGGUCACCUGCAUCAUCCUGCUCAUAUCCUCUAGCUGGCAAUGCCUGGCCUUCCAGAGACUGGAGAAGAGAGACUCAGUGCAGGUAGAGCAAACUGCCCUGGCAGGGAACGAGUUAAAAGAAAGGCUGAACACGCAAAGCUUGGAAAAUAACCUUGGCCUCUCUGAGCAAACCACCAGUGAUCCCAUCUCAGAAGAGCCAUCUGGAGUGUCAGCAAAGCCAUCUGGGACAUCAUUAAACAAAGGCUUCACUGCAAGAGGAGAGACACAGCACACCAGUCUUAGCGGUAAUGUUUUCCCAGACGGUAAGAGCCUGGAUGUUUACACCCCUACGGUAUCAGUGGUUGCUACAGAUAAAAAGGAACUUAGCCCUACUAGUCCAGACAGAGAGCUGAGUGAAAAUGGACCUAUGAAGGCCAUGCUCACAACAGCGGUGACUACCCUAAAUCCCAACAUCAGCAGUGCUGGUAGCAAGACAACAGCAGGGGAGAGCAAUGAAGCAGGACGUGGCUUUUCUGCCUAUCUAAAUAACCCAGUUUUCAUGACGGCUGCUACAGAAGAGAAGAAGGCUGAAGGGAACGCGGAACAGUCAGUGACAGCCCAGCUGAGCAGUGAUGAAAUGCCCACUUUGCUCCCCAGCUCCCGAACCUUAGAUGUGGCGGAUGACUUCCUGGCAAUCCCUGCACCUCUUGUUGAUCAAACUGCUGAAUCUGAGCCUGGCACACUGGUGCCAAAUGUAGCCAGCACCUUGGAGCGGACAGCAGCAGAGGGCCCUGAUUUCACUGCAAAGCCCUCUUCUCUGUUCACAGAUGCCUCCCUGAAUUUGGAAGCAGGACCUGACAAUGGGCAUGGGGGCUUCCAUGCUACAGCUAGCAUGGUCACAGUCCCACCAGCUGUCCCUGCACCGACUGAUGACUGGGAUGAUACAAAAGUAGGGAACAUUAACCAGGAGAGGGGCACAAAACAGGAGGAGAUAAAGUUGGACCACAUGGUAACGGAGCCACCUCAAACAGCAGCAGGAGACCUUGAGGAGAAGGAUAUGAAAGGACUGAUGCCAUUCACAGCUUCUGCAUAUGUGACUACUGUGAACCUAGAUGAAAAUGAUCCUGCUGGGCCAAGUCCGAUAUCUGUGCAGGGGAAAGAGAUUUCAACAGCUUCUGCUGACCAAACAGUGGUUUCUGUCCUCAGCACCCUGACUGCAGAUGAAGCAACUGCCGCAAACACAGUGGAAAAUACAGAACCCAUGGAGGAGAGGGAACGUGUCUCUCUACCAUUGCCAGAGGCCAUCACUGAUAUGCAAUCUGACGUCUUCCAGACUCUAGCAAACACGUUAAAAGGUGUUACUCAGGAAACGACAGUCAGUCAAGAAACCGAUGCUGCUUUGCCUGUCCUGACGCCAGCAGACCUUGCUACGCAUGGGGCCAUGAGUGCGACAGAGGAGGAAAGUAAGCUGGCAACCCAGCUACCGGAUGUCUCUGGUGUCACCCAGCUGUUGAGUGCAGACUAUCCAGCAACUCUCGUCUCCUCCACUGCCUCCCAUUUGUCUCCUGAAAAAACUCCAGAAGUUGAAGAGCUGGUCACCAUCUCCAACGAGAAGGCUGUCCCUGCCCUUGCUGGACCUGAUGCUACCCAUGCCAGAAUGGGAAUGCCGACGGAGACCACCAGUAGGACCACGGUCCUGGCAACUCCAGCUUCAGUGGUGUCGUCUGUAAGGAGGACUGUUGUUCCAUUUGUGAGGAGGAUCAGCACGGCUGUAACCUAUGGACUGGACCAGCUGGAAUCAGAAGAGGGUGAGGAAGAGGAGGAGGAUGAGGAAGAAGAGGAGGAGGAAGAAGAGGAAGAGGAAGACAAAGAUAUAGACUCAAUGGAUGAGAGCAUGGAAGGGGAUACUGAAUUGCCAGGGUUCACACUUCCUGGUGAGCCCUCCCAAGAACCCCUCACUGGGCUGGGCAACCCUGAAGCACAGCUGGCUGGGGUAUCUUACCAAGUUCCAGACACCAUCGAAUGGGAACAGCAAAACCAGGGCCUUGUGAGGAGCUGGAUGGAAAAGCUGAAAGAUAAGGCAGGGUACAUGUCUGGGAUGCUGGUUCCUGUGGGCGUCGGCAUAGCCGGAGCCCUUUUUAUCCUGGGAGCACUCUACAGCAUUAAGAUUAUGAAUCGCCGAAGGAGAAAUGGCUCUAAAAGGCAUAAAAGAAAGCAGAGGGAAUUUAACAGCAUGCAAGACCGCGUAAUGCUCUUAGCUGACAGCUCCGAAGAUGAAUUUUGAAUCAAACUGCAGUGCCGUCAUGAUAUCCAAUGACUUUUUCUUUUGGUGGGGGAGGGCAGGGAAGGGAGCAAAAGGAAUGAAUAUCUGCUGCAUCACUGCUAUCAGCCACUCUGAGCCACUGGUAGUGGUUUCUGCACCCUGGCAAAAACAGCAUGCUGUAUCUAAAUGUAAUGUGCAAUGAUGUUUGUUUUUCUACAGUAGUGAGAGUUCAUAUUCACCCACAGCACGUCAUUAUAAUGCAGAGUCCGUACUGUUACAGCCGGAGCCGGUACAUAUGGACGAUUAUUUUGUUAUUACCACAGUGUAAUAUUUUUGUUCCAGCUGACAGUAGUCAGAUCAUAAUUGCUGCUCUCACCUAAAUUGGGGAUGGAAAUCUUAACCGCAAAUGACCUCUGUCCAGUUAGCUAACUUUAAAUGUUAUAUAACCUGAGCUCGAGUUCAUUGGUGCUAAAAUUAGCUGCUCUGCUUAACUAACGAACAACGCACUUGAACCAUAUCCCUCAUCAACAAAGAGGCAUCCAGGUAGAGUACAAUUAUUGACACAAUUAUGGACUCAUUUGUACAUUCUCUGCCUAAUUUCCCGUUUUUUUUUUUUUAAAUCUUGUGGUAGCUAUGGUUCACGGUUAGGGAAAACACAUGGGAAUACCAUCAAAAUUUGAUUCACAGCCUAAAGGCUGAGUGCAUUCUUGACCAGCAUGGCACCAGCACAAUAAAUAGAAACACACAAAUGCUCAGAUACUCAUAGAGUGAAUUUCUUAGUUUUUUUUUCCUCCCCCAGUGUGCAGCACGAAUAAGAAAUAGGCAGAAGAAAAAGGCUUUGUAUUUUUAGAGGGUGUGUUUGAAGACGCUGGUUAUCUGUCAUCACUCUUAUACAGGGGUGUAUUCACUAAGUGGCAUGAGUAUUAAUCUAGCAUUUGUCCCUUUUUACAACUGGUAACUGGAUCGUAACUGCUAUCACAGAAUUAACCAGUGGGUAGUAAGCUUUUGGACCAAAUUCAGAUUGUCAUAUGAGGCUGCAAUACAUUUGGCUGCAGGAAGGAGGGCAGUGACAGCUGGGGUACCAAAGGCACAUAGGUAUGAAUGGAGGUCAAGACUGGCAGGCAGAGUAGGCAGAAUAGGUGGUGAUAGCUAGGCAUGGUGGGCUUUGCUGGCAUGUUUGUGCUUACAUGGCCACAUGGGGUAAAGAUUAGAAAAGAUGCAGGACACGGAAACAGGAAGGCGUCAAGGCUGCAGCACAAGUGACUCCAGAUGGGAGUGUGGCUGAGCUAGGAGGAGGAAGCCAUUGAAAUGGCUGCUGGGGCCUGUUUCAUUAACCAGAACAAGCAGUACUGACGUGGAUAGGAGAUUUCAAAAGGGCCCAGUGAGUGAGGAGAGCAUGUUUCUGGACCGGAACAGAAGAGAGAUGUUGCCAUUCAACCAAGAAUGUUAAGGGGAAAAAAAAACCAAAUCAGAAAUGCCCCGAAGGCCCUUAUUUUCUUGGUUGAAUGAGUAGGGAGAGGACAGCUUAAUCUUACAUUUAUGCAAAAUCCAUUUUUCCAAGACGGGGAAUCUUGACCACUAUGAGUAGAAGAGGCAAGAUUAGUCCGAUAUGGUCAAGCUGCUCAUUUAUCUAGCUAAAUAUCUCAAUGUCAUUGAAAAAAGUACAAGAGAUAAGUGCUUGAGGAACAGCUGGGGUCUGAUAUAAUUCUUUGUAAAGGUGAAAAGGACUGGCUGAUUGCCGAGAUCAGACACAGCAGUCAUUGCAGCUAUGUACCCCAGGAGCACACAGGAAAAUUAGGAAGUGGGGAGAAGGGAGAUUUUAAUCCAUCUUUCCCUUGACUUGCUGAGGGCACUCCGUAGUCUAAGUUACACCUGUGAAGGGCCCUAAAGGAUGGUAUUGUCCUGGGUACCACCCAGGUGUGGAUGCUCAGGGUUCAGUAUCCAAGGGUCAACAAUAUCAGAAGCCAAGGGCCAACUGUCACAAUAUCAGGUAUCAGUCCAAGUACAAGGGAUCACGCUGGGCGUCAGGAUGGGUCUGUAGUCAAGCCUGGGCUGGAAGUCAGGAGCCAGAGUGUUCAAAACACAAAAUAGGGCAAGCAAAAAUGAGGUACUAGGGUCCAAGCCAGAGGUCGAGGCUGGAGCAAAGCAGGAGGGUCCCAUAUAGCAGGUCUGUAAACACUGUUGCCAGGACAAGGGCCCCAUGAGAAGUCAGAGGGUUUUCACAGCCCUCCCAUCAAAGAAGGCAUGUGGUUUCAUUGGUGCCCCUGCGUCACAUGUUCCCACAUCGGGAGCCUCACGAGAGCACCCAAGCUGGGCUGGGUCCAGCACCCAGCUGGAUGCUUGGUGGCACUGCAGCCCAGGCCUUCACCCCACAAGCCUGGAAGACCUGAGUUUGAGCCUCAGGGCUCCUGACAGGUACAGCAGCUAGGGAGACAAGGAUGCCUUGCCCUACUUCUAUGGCCAUGCUCCCACUCAGUGCAAACCACUAUCUUUUGGGUGAAUGCAUUCUAUCAUCUGCAGGCACAGCUGAGAGCACGAGGACCCUGCACAUGCAGGCAAGAUAAAGGCUAUGCUUUGAAGAUCUGACUUGACAAAGAAUAAAUAGCUCAUGCGUGAACCAGUGGGUAGAUAGAACAUGGAGAUAAAAAUGGGCCUUUUCUCUGAGAGGGCAUCAACUCUUAGUGUGGAUGAGGAGGGUCAGUGGUCUGCAGUAUGCUGUACCUGGAUGUGGCGAUGAAUAACAACAAGCAGUAGAGUUUAUCCCUCAAAGCCACCAUACCUUCCCCAGACUAUAGUGACUUCCCUUGAGAACAGAUAAGGGCAACUAGAAAUGCUUCUGCUGAUGCAAGUCUUCCAGUCUGACAACUGCGCAUGGGUCCACCAAGUACUUCUCACAACAGACGCUUGGGAAACAGUGGGGAAUCAAAGCCAAGCAGCGUCCAGCGCCUCCAGCAUGUCAGUGUCUUCCUGAAGAGCCUCUUCAUCCCAGAACCUCUCCCAAGAGGGGCUCACAUCUUCCUUUCCCACUGGAAGAUUUUGAUCUGCCUCCCUUGCUAGGCAGCUCCAGAUGCCUUCCCAGCAGGCAGGAGCCUGGCAGCAAUCACUUGAUGGUUCUUUCACUUGUCGCUCUGCCCCUCACAGCUAGCUGCAUGUUGUCCGUAGAGUCUGGAUGCCAAGGAUCCUGCCCAGCCCUAACAUAUCACUGCUAUUUAAAUGCACUUCCUCAAAUACAAGGUGCUUCUUCUUUUAGCAGACACUUAGAAGUUUCUUCCUCUCCUCAAAACCAGGCUUAGCCCACGCCAGGAGAAUCAAUCCUCCCCCAUUUGCUUCUCUCUCUGAAAUGUCUUGGGGAGUGUAAGAUGGUUUAGAGGUGUCGCUGCCUUAACAAACUGGGAAACUUUACUGGCCAACACCCCACCACAGUUAAGCUGUGAGCAGUGGUGAGAUCAUUGUCUUUGGGCUCUUUGCAGAAGUGAUGGUUCUUAUGGUAGGGUCUUCUGAUAGGAAACAAAACCAAGUGACUUUCACCCAGCUCGAUCAAUAUCUUCACAGCAGAAAACUGCAGGGAACCAUUCUUCCAGCUCAAAGGAGAAAGUCUUGGUAAAGAGCACUGAGCCCUCCAAGGCAGUGGGCACGUCUUACAAGUAGCAAGUUAGUCACUGGGCCAAAGAAGACCAAUCUGAGCUGAUCUCAGAAAUGGGAGAGGAGAGGAAGAGAAAUUUGUUUCGAUCAGGGAGGCCCAAACAGAUAAGGAAGAGCAGGGCUUUCUGCAAUAACAGCCGCAGGAAGGACAGCCACGAUGGGCUGCUCUGGUUAGUCCUGGUUCACUUACACAAGGUGUAGUGGCCGUGUGGGUUCCAGUCAAUAUCUGAAUGAAUGAAGAUGCAAGAUUUCCACUAAAUUGUAGCCUCUCUUGACAAAGCAGGAGAGGAGGCCACACUGGAGAGCCCAGGGGCAUGAAUAACACUGCUUUGGCAGCACCGAAACCAGGUAAAUGCUUUUCAGCUGGAGCUGUCAGCUUGAUGGAAUGAAAAAACCAGGAGGGUGAUGCCGUGGCCUUUCAUUGUGCUCAAAAGCUGGAGGUAGAAAGACAAGCUUUUUACGGUGGCAGUAAUUCCUCCUUUGUUCUAAUGUAGUUAACCACAUGAGGCAUUAAAGGGAACGUUGCCCAGGGAAACAGUGGUGUUGCAUGUAAAUGAAGCAGCUCUUGUUAUCUCCUCCGGGCAGUGAGAGUAGGUUGGAAAGCCCAGCCCAGCCCAGUAAGAGCGCUGACGUUAUUUGCUCUGCCCCUGCAGACCCGCUGAGUUAAACAUGGUGCUGUAGAAAAUGACUGAGUUUGAGGCAGGUCUGAUAAUCAAGUACUGCUAUCCCGGGGGUUAAGUAACAGGAAGGGUGUGGCAUAAAUGGCCAAGGCAGGAUUUCAGUUAAAGGAGAUGCUCCACCCCUGGUGCUCAUGGGUAAAGGCUGGUCUACUAUGCAUGGUCUAUUAUGGAGACAUAUUGUACCCUCUGUGCAGAUGGCUAUAGGAAGUAACCAGGGGGUUGGGAAAUGGAGAUCUAGCUCAGAAAUGCCUGAUUCUACAAGCACGGAGUAUAAGUUCAUGUGUAUUUUAGUGGCACCAGUUUAGGUAGGUGUUUGGAGCAUAGUGCUUGGACAGUGACUAUCUCUUUUGAGGAGCCAGCUGCAGGGCUCACCCGCCCCUCUGAACUUUUGAUCCAGCUCCCCUCCAAACUGGAGCGAAGGGGACAAUCCGGUCCAUGUUGGGGUCUCCAGUCAUGGAACCCCUUUAAAAGCAGGCAAAGUGCAAUCCAGUGCUGCAUGAAGUUAAUGGAAGUUGGAACAGAUCCCAGAGGCACACCAACCAUUAAACUCCUGGUCUAUGUAUAUGUAGGGCCUGGUUUAAAACCAGUAGCCAUUGGAGCAGCCACUUAAAGGUAGCCUGAUAGGACCAACUGACUAUCAUUGAAUCAUAGAGUUGGAAGGGACCUCCAGGGUCAUCUAGUUCAACCCCAGAAGGAGGUCAGUUAACCUAUAAAAGGGACCCCAUCCCUCCCCUCCACCCCCCAAGUUUCCAAGAUCAAUGCUUUAGCUUCUGUGCUGUGAAGUCACAAGGAUCAAAUGAUAAUUGUACGCAUCCUUGGAAAUCAGUGCUCAUUGGCAUGUAUUAGCUCUAGAAUUGUGAGUGCUUGUGUAACUCUAGAAUUACCCUAGUUAUUCCAGUCCAAAGUUACUUUCCAAGCAGCAACACCGGUUUUGCUAGAAGCUGGAUUAAUUCAAUCAAAACAAGUUAAGGGGAGGCUAUGCUGGGGGCAUGUCUCGAAAGACCUGAAACUUCCAGUUGUUCAAAGAUUCAAUUUUGUUGGUACGCAACAAAACUGGCACGCUCAUCAAACAAGCAGACCAUUUUUUUAAUGCAUAUAUUUUAACACUAAACAAGAACCGAACUUGCUCUGCGCCUGCAAACACAACAUUUGAAUGUUGCACAGGUGAGCUAGAAGCCCUGAACAUUUGGGGCAUCUCAUGACAGUGCAACCUCAACCCUCACGCUACAAAGGCACAGCUACAAUGACUACUUUGCUGCAGCAAUAACAGUCUCUCAACUCAGCACAGGACAAGUAGCUGGCUUCUGUUAUCCAGCAGAUGCCCCAUUUCAAAUUUCAUGGUAUCACAUGCCAGAAUGUAGUGUAGGCAUCGCCAAAUAGUGUCAACAUUCAGAGCUUCAUUUCAAGCGAGAGGGCCAAGCCUGCUUGAUGUGUGAUUCCUGUAAUGACAAAAUGUACCUUCGCUGUACAGCUGCUGAUUUUCAAAUGUCAAUAAUGCCCGAUGGUCACCUCCAGUGAGGUUUUCUUGGACUGCACUGCUUCCAUAGAGUGCUAACAGCAGUCCCUCGUGCUUUAUCGUGGUUUUAUAUCCUGAACAAGAACAACUACUCAUACUGUAACUAUGGAAUGUAGCACUUUGUUAAUUUAAACAAUUGGAAAAUAAAAGCUGUCCAUCAUAUCUAACUUUA